Nanorana parkeri is the source of this 1585-nucleotide messenger RNA. RefSeq names its product iduronate 2-sulfatase (gene IDS). The record is from RefSeq and is a predicted model, not a curated record. Bases 57 to 1574 code for a protein of 505 amino acids. NCBI's taxonomy places the organism in Eukaryota, Metazoa, Chordata, Amphibia, Anura, Dicroglossidae. Gene Ontology annotation, molecular function: iduronate-2-sulfatase activity. The transcript is spliced from 9 exons.
CGUUGUCGGUGGGUCAUUUAUAUCUGGACUCGGCUUCAGGUGGUAGGAAUGUCCUGAUGGUAAUCGUUGAUGACCUCCGCACAAGCCUAGGCUGUUAUGGUGAUGAUAUUAUCAAGUCUCCCAAUAUUGAUCAGUUGGCAUCUCACAGUAUUUUAUUUACCAAUGCUUAUGCACAGCAAUCGGUGUGCGCUCCCAGCAGAGUCUCUUUUUUAACUGGAAGAAGACCUGAUACCACCAGGCUGUUUGACUUCAAUUCCUAUUGGAGGAAGCAUUCGGGGAAUUACUCCACUCUCCCGCAGUAUUUUAAAGAGCAUGGCUAUGUAACUAUGUCAGUGGGAAAAGUUUUUCAUCCAGGAAUCUCAUCUAAUCAUAGUGAUGACUAUCCUUACAGUUGGUCAGUCAGACCUUUCCAUCCAUCUUCUGAGAAGUAUGAGAAUAUGAAAACCUGCAAGGGUAAAGAUGGAAAGCUACAUGCCAACUUGGUAUGUCCAGUGGAUUUGGCUGAGGUACCAGAGGGGACAUUACCAGAUAUACAGAGCACCGAAGAAGCCAUCAGACUACUGAAACUUGUAAAGCAGCAAAAUUCUUCAUUCUUCUUAGCCGUGGGCUACCACAAACCUCACAUCCCAUUUAAAUUUCCAAAAGAGUUUCUAAAGCUUUACCCAAUAGAAAAUAUUUCUUUGGCACCUGAUCCAGACAUUCCUAGAAAUCUCCCUCUUGUUGCUUAUAAUCCAUGGACAGAUAUUCGUGAGCGAGAGGAUGUUCAAGCAUUAAACAUUAGUUUUCCAUAUGGACCAAUUCCAGAACAUUUCCAGCGGCUAAUCCGUCAAAGCUACUUUGCUUCUAUUUCAUACCUGGACAGUUUGGUUGGACAGCUGCUGAGCACAGUGGACAAUCUUGGGUUGUCCAAUGACACCAUCAUUGUGUUUGCCUCUGACCAUGGGUGGUCUUUAGGAGAACACGGUGAAUGGGCAAAGUACAGCAAUUUUGAUGUGGCUACUCGAGUUCCACUGAUGUUUUAUGUCCCAGGAGUCACUAGCAGAGGCCAACUACAGCAGAACAUUUUUACUUACAUUGAUCCUCUGAGCCCUGAGCCAAAGAGAAACAUUCCAGGAAAUGUCAAGGAGGAUCUUGUAGAGCUAGUAUCACUCUUUUCAACCCUUGCUGAUCUUGCUCAGCUUCCUCCUCUGCCAGAGUGCCCAUUCUCUUCAUUCCACAUAGACAUUUGCACUGAAGGACAAAGUCUUUCUCCGUACUUGACCACACCCAAGGACAGAAGAGGAAAUGGGGGCACUGUCGCUUACAGCUCUUACCCCAGACCCUCCGAUACUCCUCAGUGGAAUUCAGACAAGCCUGAUCUAAAAGACAUAACAAUUAUGGGAUACUCCAUGAGAACAACUGACUAUAGGUUUACUGCAUGGGUUGGAUAUAAUCCAAUUACUUUUGAAGCCAAUUUUUCAGACGUUCAUGCACAGGAGUUAUAUUUUGUUAAAACAGAUCCUAAUCAAGACCGCAACUUGUUUAACAGUUCCAUUCAUUCUCAUCUACUUACAAAACUUUUUUUGGCAACCUGAAAAUCUGAAGU